Calypte anna (Anna's hummingbird) is the source of this 3761-nucleotide messenger RNA. RefSeq names its product melanophilin (gene MLPH). Lineage: Eukaryota; Metazoa; Chordata; Aves; Apodiformes; Trochilidae. The record is from RefSeq and is a predicted model, not a curated record. Gene Ontology annotation, molecular function: small GTPase binding; actin binding; myosin binding. Gene Ontology annotation, biological process: intracellular protein transport. Gene Ontology annotation, cellular component: cortical actin cytoskeleton. The transcript has 16 exons. The coding region runs from base 150 to 1973 and encodes 607 amino acids.
GCCCUGCCUCUGCCCCGGUAUAUGGGCAGGCGCAGAGGUGGGGCUGAGAUUUCCCCCCCUAUCCCGCCCCCCCUUCCCAUCCUGUGAGCAUCCCAGGGCACGGGAGAGGCAGUGUCCCGAGUAACAGACCAGGGUUCCUUCAUCUGGAGAUGGGGAGGAAGCUGGACCUCUCCAAGCUGACCGAUGAAGAGGCCAAGCACGUUUGGGAAGUUGUGCAACGGGAUUUUGACCUGCGGAAGAAAGAGGAGGAACGGCUGGAGGAGCUGAAAUGCAAGAUCGACCAGGAAAGCAGCAAGAGAGAGUUCCUGACAAAUCAGUCCCACCUCAAUGAAACCCACUGUGUCCACUGCCUCCAGCCCUUCAAGUUCCUGCUGAACAGCAAGAGGCAGUGCCUGGACUGCAGCUUCUACACCUGCAAGAACUGCAGUCGCUACAACAAGAAGGAACAGGGCUGGGUCUGCGAUCCCUGCCGCCUCUCCAGGAUCAUGAAGAUUGGAUCCCUGGAGUGGUAUUAUGAACACGUGCGAUCCCGUUUCAAGAGGUUUGGAAGUGCCAAAGUACUGCAGUCCCUCUGUGGCAGGCUGCAGCCAGGGCAGGGCCUGAACUCCACGUUUCUAGGUCUUCAUGACAGAGUUUACAGUCUGCCAGACAUUAACAGUGAAUACCACCCCACCAAUGGUGGCACUGGGGAUGACAGUGAUGAUGAAGACAGUGUUCUUUGUGGAGCUGAAGCAGAGUGCUACAGCAGAAUGCGCAAGACAAAGCGCCUGCUGUCUGUCCAUCCCUUUGAUUUUGAACUGGACUCAGAGUACUCUGCACAGUCUCGCCGCCAGUCUGUGCAGCUCUCUCCAGCAGCCAGCAGCCCGGAUGUUUUCCAGUCCUUCUCAGAUUUCCCCAACUCAGUGGAAGAUGCUUCCCAGGAGUCCAGGAUCACAGAAGCAGGUCUGGUCUUCCACCACUUCUUGCAGGAAGAGGGAGCAGGAGUGAGCCCUCCGGAGCAGCAUUUCAGCACUGAGGUUCGGCUGACUGUCAAUGCACGAAGAAGGAGCCUGGAAAGAAAUGCAAAACCUGGCAGCCCCUGGAACGAGCAGCCCUGUGCCCGGUACUCUGCAGAUGUGGACACAUCUGAUGAGGACAUGAAGGGAGCCCAGUUCCAUGCCUACCCACCUCAUCACAUGAAACACCAGAAUAGAGCCUCUUCCCAGGAGAACGUCAGCUCCACUGGGAAUCAGAUUCAUGAGCUCCACAAACGCAUGUCCAAAAUUGAACGCAUGCUGAACCGCUUGGAGGAAAAAAUCCUGGUGCGCUCUGACGAGUCUCCAGCCCCAGGGUCUCCACUUGAUCUUGAUGCUGAGGAGGAGGAGUUGAAGAGAAAGAUGGAGGAGUUAGCCAGAAACAUCAGUGACAAAGAACUAUCUUCUGAAGAAGAAGACCAUGAAGAAAAGAGACCAAGGAAUCCUGAGGUGUACCUGACCGAUGGGAAGACCUACCAGUUUGAGGAGACCCUGAAGGAGCUUGAGGAAGGCACUCGGCACAGUGUCACUACUGACUCGGAGCUGUCAGAGCUGGAGGACAAAGUGGCCUCAGCAGCUUCACAGGUGCAGCAGGCAGAGAGAGAGGUAUCGGACAUUGAAUCUCGAAUUGCAGCUCUGUCUGCUGCAGGGCUGACAGUGAAGUCGAUGGAAAAGGCGAAGAAGAAGUCAAGUGGGCAGGUGAGCAUGGAGGCUGCCUGUCUCCACUCUCCCAGUCCCACCAGCAGCAGUCUGGGAGAGUCUUCGGAUGACAUUAAGGCAAUGCCAGGCCUGCAGGGGCUCAGGAGGAAGUUCCAUGGUCCCCUCGAAAUCCCUGGUCUCGAUGACUCCUUUGACCGCAACUCGGUUUACCGGGGCUCCCUGACGCAGAGAAACCCCAAUGGGAAGAACAGAAGGGUGGAGAGGCUCUUUGCGAAGCCUGUGAUGACCCACCUGUCCUGAGGAGAAGGGGACCCUCCUGCCACCGCAUUUCAUUGAUGAUACAAGACCUCAGCACAGACCCUCACCGCCUUCCCCCCAGUGCUUACUUUUCCUUCUUUCAUGCUCAUCACCCCCUGAAAUCCCAGACAGGAGGGAAGUUGAAGGACACGGGCAGGGGGUCCUCCCUGGAGCUUCCAGGGAGAGGACUGGGGUGUGGACAUGUGGCCAGGGGCUCUCAUGAGAGGAUGCAGGAUGAGACCCCAGCUUUGGACAGCCAAGGGGACCAUAGGGAUGCAGAGCAGGAGCCACCUCCUCAGGGGAUGCUGGACAUCAGCAUAGCUUUCCAGUGUGGGGACUUGGGAGCAGUGACAUGGCCUUCACCUGGCAACAGCUGUUGCAGCCUCUUCACUGGUCUCUCCCAGACUGGUUCCAAGUGGGACAGGAGCUGAUAGCAGGCACGGGAUGCCCUUGGGGUACCCAUAGAGCAGGGGCCAGGCACCUCAGGGAGGCAAGGCUUGUGGGAAGCAGUGGCAGGAAAGGUAGAAGAAGGCGGCUGGAGGGCUGGAUGGGGAUCAAAUUGUUUUUCCACCUCUCAAAAUAUUCACUCUUGCCUGCAAGGCUCUUCAGAAGGAACCCAGCAAGCAGAGCAUAGGUACUUCUCUGGAGACCACUGCUCUGCAGAGGGAAUGACCCAUACAGAGGGGCACUUUGUGGAAGAGCAUGUUCCCUCUCCCAGUCAGUCGCAAUCUCAGUCUCAGUCUCAAUAUCAAACUCUCUCAAUCCCCACCCAAUCCUUUGGAGGGGCUGUGAUGGCCUUUAGGAGCUAUAAUGGCCCUGGGGUCCUGCCAGGUGACAGCAGCAUUGGUAAUUCCCUCCCCCAGAAAUCCCAGACUGUUUUCCUCCAACAUUUAAAUCUGACCCCAGUAGACCAGAGGGCCUGGCUCUGUACCCAUAUUCAGGGUAUCAGGGUGAGGGAAGGUUUGCUUCCUCUUGCACAUCAGGUUUAUGUUAAAACAUUUUGCUGUGUACCUCCUGGUCCCUGUCCUUUACAGCCCCCACCUCCCUCCCUCAGCAGCAGGAGAUGCAGGGAGGAGCAGGGGUGUCAGCUGCAUGCUGGCAGCUUCACAUCAAUGGCAACCCAGACUGGACUAUUUUAGGCUAUUUAUGUGCAUCUGAACUAAAACCACUUUAAUUAUGAACAGUAGUGUGAAUUCUCAUGCAAGUAACAUGUAUGUUUGGUUUUGGUAGUAAUAGAGGCUGCUAGAAAUUGGUGCCCCAGUCAUCUCAAGAGCAGUCUUGUAAGGCCAUAGUCUCAGCUUCCCAGCUGGAAACAAAACCAGUUUCUUAUUUUAAAGUGAAAUCCUUCUGGCCUGAAGUUCCACAGGGUAAGUGCAAACUGUCUCAGACACCAGAGCCUUGCCAGGUGCAACUCUUGCUGCUCAGUUUGCCUCAGCGCUAAGAUGGCAGCUCCUUGGCUGGCAAAAGGAAGCUCCACCAAGACCUGGGCAGUGCCAUGGGCUUGCACCUACCCCUCUGGUAUCAGAGUCAGCCUUCAUCCCAGCUGCACCUCUUGGAUCUCUUGCUUCAGCCAUAACUCAAGUCCUUCCACACAACCACUCGAAUACUUGACCCUCUGAGAAAGUCCUCACCCUAUGUCUCAGCAGUGCAAACUCAAGCUCAAGCUGUAGCCACCCAGGUUGUUAUUUUACAGCUCUCUGCCCCCUCUGCCUGUGUAGAGAUCAUAUAUAUGUACAGUAAAUCCUGCAAUAAAGCCAAUUUUGUAGCCAGGACCUCAGAGCCGUUUUGCAG